This is a messenger RNA of Neohortaea acidophila, 924 nucleotides long. Its product is annotated as COX1 assembly protein. Bases 1 to 924 code for a protein of 307 amino acids. Lineage: Eukaryota; Fungi; Ascomycota; Dothideomycetes; Mycosphaerellales; Teratosphaeriaceae. The record is from RefSeq and is a predicted model, not a curated record. Gene Ontology annotation, biological process: mitochondrial respiratory chain complex IV assembly. The transcript has 2 exons. Gene Ontology annotation, cellular component: membrane; mitochondrion.
AUGGAUCCCUCCCGCAUGUUCUACCGCGCUUUCAGGUCUUUGGCAUCCACUCGUCCCACCGCAAAUCCCCAACGCCGCUGGCAGUCCAACCCAGCCGACUCGCCAGAGUUCCGCAGCAUCCUCGACAACCCCGUCAAGCUCGUGCGAACCAACCGCAAACAUCGCCCGUUCGGCCUGAUCAUCCUCGCGACCAUCCCCGUCACCGCGUUCAUCCUGGGUUGCUGGCAGGUGCAGCGGCUGGGCUGGAAGACGGACCUCAUCGCCAGGUUCGAAGAUCGCUUGAUUCGGGAGCCGCUGCCGCUGCCGCCCGUCGUCGAUCCCGAUGCUAUCAAAGAGUUCGAUUAUCGGAGGGUGUGGACGAGAGGCACAUGGAGACACGAUGAGGAGAUGCUGAUCGGGCCGCGAGUGCAUGAUGGGAAGGAUGGAUAUUUGGUAAUUACACCGUUGGAUCGGUCGGCCGAGUUUGCGGGAAACACACGGAAUACAACGGUGCUGGUGUGUCGGGGUUGGAUCACGAAAGAGAAAGCUUCCAAGUCUAGCCGUCCCGAUGGACUGCCAAUGGGUGAAGUGGUGGUGGAGGGACUACUGAGAGAGCCGUGGAAGCGGAACAUGUUCACGCCCGCAAACAACCCGGCGGAGGACAAGUGGUACUUCCCGGACGUCUACGAGAUGGCGUCGCACGUUGGAUCACAGCCGAUCUGGAUCGAGGAGACAAUGAAUCCGGACUUGCUCGCGAGUUAUCAUCGCGAGGACAAAGGCAUCCCCAUUGGACGGCCGGCCGAGGUGAACCUGCGGAACAAUCAUACCCAGUACAUCUUCACCUGGUUCUCGCUGAGUCUGGCGACGAGUGUGAUGCUGUGGAUGGUGGUCAAGCGCCCUUACGGAGGCGUUGCGAGACGGAUCCGGCAAAACAAAGAAUGGUAG